AUGGAAUGGAAUGUAGUUCAUUUCGUUGAUGAUAAUGUCGUUGAGGCAAUACCAUCUAAUUGGGUGUUCGGUGACAUUUGUUAUUGGCCAUCUUAUAAAGGAACAAAAUUAACGCAAGCGAUAUCAUCUAAUUGUAUGUCUCCAAUAAUUGGUGAAUGGGAAGUAUGUAAAAUAUGGCAAUUGGCAAAUGGACAGAAAUAUGAUAAUUUGCUGAAAGCAAAAGUAAAGUGUGCGAAAGCAGAACAUACGUCAGAUCUUAAUUCAGAUUUAGAAAGUAAAAGACAAAGAAAUGAUUAUUCCGAAAAUGAUUAUACACAGAAUACAAAAUUGCCUUCUUCACCAUCUAAAAGUAUGUUGUAGUAUAUUAUACAGGGUGUCUGAUUCGAUAUGGACAAUUCCAAAGAU
This is a messenger RNA of Vollenhovia emeryi, 405 nucleotides long. RefSeq lists its product as uncharacterized. Bases 1 to 360 code for a protein of 119 amino acids. The transcript is spliced from 3 exons. NCBI's taxonomy places the organism in Eukaryota, Metazoa, Arthropoda, Insecta, Hymenoptera, Formicidae. The record is from RefSeq and is a predicted model, not a curated record.